CUCUUCUCUCGUGAGGCCACGUCGCUGGUUUGUAACAUCCGUCCGAUCUGCAGCAGGAGCAAUCCAGGUGUUUGGCUUUACGACUCGGCGGGGGCAUCUGGAACUCUCUCGGUUCGGAUCGAAGCGACGCGAUACAUGGUUCCUGUUCUUAUCCAUACUCUCCUGUCGCAAUCCAUCCCCCAUCCGUCUCCAAUCCCACGACCCUGCCCCUUCCCCGGCAGCCUUCACCCGCCCGCCCCGUCCGCGCCGCCGGCCACCCUCUCCCCUGCCUCUCGGCUGCUCGGCGGCCGGUCCUGCUGGCGGAUCUGAUCGGCGCGUCGCCUCUCCGUCUCCACCAGCCGCUGCUCCGCUCCGCGACCGGCCUUACCGAUGCCUAGCCCGGGUGGCCAGGACGCAUCGCCUCUUCCUCUCCCCGGCGGUGGUCGGUCGGCGCGGCCGCGUGGGGCGUAUCCCGCCGCCGGACCAGGAUGUCCUGCACGCUCGACGCGACAGCCGACGGCACGAAUCGUCGCCGCCGGCCUCUCCGCUACUCCGCCUCACCUCUCCGCGACUCCUCAGCUCUGUCAGUUCGUCUCAGCUCUCCGCGACUCCCGAGUCCCGGCCUUGGCGCGACAGGCGACGGUGCGAGUCAGCGUCGCCGGCCUCUCCGCAACUCCGCCUCGGCUCUCAGCGACUUCCGAGCCGGCGACCCCGACUGCUUCCAUCUCCAGUUCCCCGUCCGCCUCCAGUGGUCGACUGCUCUGCUCCGACCUCGAUUUCAUUUGUUCAUUUAGAGGAAUUUUAUUUUCGGAUGCAGUUCGCACAGCCAUCACAAUUCAAGUCCCGCAGGUGGCAAAGCAAUUCAUCAAGAACAAGCUGAAGCCAUGCUGCUACAGUUUUGACCCGAACGGCUACUGUGGACGAGGAUGGAGGCGCCCUCUGUAGCGUCUGCUCCCACCAUGAGAAGCACUUCUUCUGGGACGACGUGCACCCCACUCAGGUUGGAUGGGAGGUUGUCAUGGGGCAGCUCGAAAAGGACAUCAAGGAUUUCCUCCACAUUACCAUAUAUAUAUAUAUAUAUAUAGCCAGAGCUAAUCUCUACCCUGGGUAUGGAAUAGUUAUUCCGUACCCGAGCCAACCCAGCCACACCGUUCCCAACCCGCGCUCCGUCCGUCGGCGCCCGCAGUAGCGCGCCAGCGCCCUCCUGUGUCCGAUUUUUUUGCGCGUGGGACGCCCACGAUGGUGGACGAAGCGGCUAGCGCCUGGUUUUCUUUUUCCACGCCUGCACGUGUCCGUCUCAUCGUUGCUUCUUGUUUGUAAAUGCUGGAAGAUGCAUUUUUAUGGAGACGUGACAGAGGUUGUCUCUAAAUGGGGAACUCAAUACCAGUUUUACAUUAUUUUUCUAAAUGAAAAAGCUAAUGGUGUGGGUCGUUUUCUCACACGUGUCCCCAUCAAUAUGUUA
This is a messenger RNA of Panicum virgatum (switchgrass), 1441 nucleotides long. RefSeq lists its product as uncharacterized. The transcript is spliced from 3 exons. Bases 370 to 924 code for a protein of 184 amino acids. Lineage: Eukaryota; Viridiplantae; Streptophyta; Magnoliopsida; Poales; Poaceae. The record is from RefSeq and is a predicted model, not a curated record.